Molecule: messenger RNA, 1864 nt
Organism: Phalaenopsis equestris
Lineage: Eukaryota; Viridiplantae; Streptophyta; Magnoliopsida; Asparagales; Orchidaceae
Product: D-inositol 3-phosphate glycosyltransferase
Exons: 2
Coding region: 142-1578 (478 amino acids)
Source: RefSeq, a predicted model, not a curated record
AAGUCAAAGCCGAAGAAAGUUGGCACUUCGAAACUCCCAUUUGCCAACCCUACUACACUUUCCCCAAAAAAUUCGAACACCGAGGCCGCCUUCUUCUUCUUCACCGAAUGCCAUCUUCGAGCUCCAGCCGUUCCCUCGCCAAUGGCCAUACCCGGCUCCAUUCCCCGGCCUAAAAAACCAGCCUUUAUCACCUUUCUUUCCUCCACCCUCCUUCCCCUCCUUUUCCUCUGCGCUCUCCUCCUCCUCCUCCUCCUUUUCAUUUCAGCUCCCCUCCCCUGCAUCUCCUCCCCUCCCCACCUCUCCUCCUCCUGGUCCGGCGACCUCCGCCUCGCCGAAUUCUCCUGGAACUCUCUCCCCUUCCCCUCUCACCAUCCCCUCCACACUACCUCCCUCAAAAUAGCAGUCUUUACCCGCAAAUGGCCCUCAUCCUCCUCCCCCGGCGGCAUGGAACGCCAUGCCCUCACUCUCCACUCCGCCCUCUCACUCCGCGGACACCAAAUCCACGUCUUUACCUCCGCACUCGACCACUCUCCUUCCUCUCUUAACACUCUGCAUCUCCACCCCCUCGCCGGCCGCUGGCGCUGCGACGAAGCCCUUUCCCUCUUCGAAGAAGAGCACGCCAUCUCCCCCUUCGACGUCAUCCACUCCGAAAGCGUCGCUCUUUAUCACCGCUUUGCUCGCCGUAUCCCCAACGUAGCCGUCUCCUGGCAUGGUAUCUCACUCGAAGCCCUCCAUUCCUCCAUCUACCAAGACCUCCUCCGCCGUUCCCACUACGAACCCCUCUCCUCUUCCUUCAACCGCACCCUCUCCUCCGCGAUCUACAAAGUCCUCGACGAAAUCCGCUUCUUUGAGAGCUACGCUCACCACGUCGCCAUCAGCGAUAGCACUGGCGAAAUGCUCCGCGAUGUUUAUCAAAUUCCUCGCGGUCGGGUCCACGUUAUACUCAAUGGAGUGGAUGAAACCGAAUUUCAGCCGGACUUGGAGCUUGGUAUAGCCUUCCGAGAAGAGCUUGGUGUGCCGGAAGACGCCGAGCUCGUAAUGGGAGUCGCCGGACGGCUUGUGAAAGACAAAGGACAUCCUCUUCUGUUCCAAGCCUUCACGGAGAUAGCGAAACGGUAUCACAAUGUCUAUUUGGUGGUGGCUGGAUCGGGGCCCUGGGAACAGAGGUAUAAGGAAUUGGGGGAGAAGGUCAUCGUCGCCGGAGCACUUCCGCCAGCAAAGCUGCGAGCUUUUUACAACUCGAUUGAUGUGUUUGUGAAUCCGACGCUAAGACCGCAAGGGCUGGACUUGACGUUGAUGGAGGCGAUGCAGUGCGGGACGCCGGUGAUGGCCACGAGGUUUCCGAGCAUUAAGGGGAGUGUGGUGGUGAGGGACGAGUUGGGAAUCAUGUUCUCGCCGAAUGUGGCGGAGCUUGGGAAUGCUAUGGAGAAGGCGGUGAGGGAAGGGAAGGGGAGGAUGGCGGAGAGAGGUAGGGCAUGCAGAGCGUAUGCUAUGGAGAUGUUUACUGCGAGAAAGAUGGCCAUGGCGUAUGAGCGCUUGUUUCUCUGUAUUAAAAAUGAGAGCUUUUGCAGGAAUUAACUUGGCGCAUCAUGAAUUUAUAUUUGGAAUUCACUACUUGUUAAUCACACCUAUGGUAAGGGAGGGUAUUUGAUGGCUGAAGAAAGCAGUGUUAUUGCUUGGACCGCAAUCAAGCACAGGUGGCUUCCUCAAUCCAUAUGAGACUGUAAGAAAGAGAGAGAGAGCUCCCAAGUCUCUUAUAUUGGUUUAUACGUAAUAUUUACCUUAGUAUUUAAUUUUGGGUGCUUGGCAAAAUUAAACAUGGUUGCUUUUAGCUGAUUCAGGCAGUAAGUGGGGAACAUAUUUC